Molecule: messenger RNA, 1151 nt
Organism: Lutzomyia longipalpis
Lineage: Eukaryota; Metazoa; Arthropoda; Insecta; Diptera; Psychodidae
Gene: Mt2
Product: tRNA (cytosine(38)-C(5))-methyltransferase
Exons: 2
Coding region: 113-1114 (333 amino acids)
Molecular function (GO): methyltransferase activity
Source: RefSeq, a predicted model, not a curated record
AGCCCCGCCUUCCCCUAUAUAGAUAGAAUUUGUUUAUACAUUUUAGUUUUCAUUCUUUUUGCAUUUUAGCGCAUCUAUUCUGCAAUAAAGUCAUCAAAGUUACUAUAUAAUAAUGGAAAAGGACAAGUGGAUAGUACUGGAAUUAUUUAGUGGCAUCGGAGGAAUGCACCGGGCUCUUGAAGAAGCUAAGGUUGAUUUCACAGUGGUGGCAGCUGUGGACAUUAAUACCAUUGCUAAUGAUGUCUACCAGGAAAAUUAUCCUGAAACAUCCGUUUGGAACAGGAAUAUCCAAUCAAUUAGGCAGGAAGAAAUUGAUUGCCUGGGUGUGAAUACAAUCCUCAUGUCACCACCAUGCCAACCCUUUACGAGAGUGGGUAAAAAGCAAGAUCUAGGUGAUAGGCGAACAGAUGGUUUCAUCGCAGUUUGCGAGAAGCUUAUAAGUUCUCCAAAAGUUGAGAGAGUUCUCAUGGAGAAUGUGAAGGGAUUUGAAACUUCCUGCGCACGAGAAAUGUUCAUAGAAAAACUGCAGGAAUUAGGAUUUCAUUGUAGAGAGUUUCUUCUCUCCCCACAUUCUGUUGGCAUUCCAAAUUCUCGAACACGAUAUUACUGCAUCGCCAGAAGACAGAGCUUUCUUGGCCUCAUCAAUGAAGAGAUCACAACAGAAUUACCCGGAGAUCCUGGUAUGAGAGAUUUGGUGGAUUUUAUUGAUUCAAAUGCAGGAGAAGAAUAUAAACUUCCUGUGGAGAGCAUUGGAAAGAAUUGCUGGGUCCUGGAUAUUGUAACGCCUACGUCGAAAAACUCAAUGUGCUUCACAAAAGCAUACACGCAUCUACUUCGAGGAACAGGUUCAGUUUUUUGUCCAAAAACUGACGAAGAAGUCCGGAAUACAUUUGAGUGUUUAAGUAAACUUCCACCGGAGAGGGAAGAGUACAAAAAGCUUUUGGAAAGUCUGGAGAUGAGAUUUUUCACUCCGAAUGAAGUAGCUGAGCUCAUGGGAUUUAAGGGAGGCAUCAAGUGGCCAGACAAUGUAUCAAAUCGACAAAAGUACAAACUUCUGGGCAACAGUCUCAAUGUUUCCGUCGUACAGGUGCUCAUCAAUCUUCUGGCCAUGUAGCUGUUAAUCUGUGAUAAUAAAGAUUUUUGAAGAUAAA